Messenger RNA from Anoplophora glabripennis (Asian longhorned beetle), 1222 nucleotides. RefSeq names its product beta-1,3-glucan-binding protein. Bases 33 to 1175 code for a protein of 380 amino acids. The record is from RefSeq and is a predicted model, not a curated record. Gene Ontology annotation, biological process: carbohydrate metabolic process. The transcript is spliced from 4 exons. NCBI's taxonomy places the organism in Eukaryota, Metazoa, Arthropoda, Insecta, Coleoptera, Cerambycidae. Gene Ontology annotation, molecular function: hydrolase activity, hydrolyzing O-glycosyl compounds.
CUAAUUCAGCAGUCCAGCUUUACCGGUCUGAAAUGUUACUUGUACCAUUAAUCGUCCUUAUCUCCUCUGGGUUAUUCCAAGGAGGAAACGCUGCUUGCAGUACCUCUGUCAGUAUAACUACAGCGAGUGGAACUCAUGCCCCUCAGGGAGAGAUAUGUUCUGGAGAUUUGAUAUUUGAAGAGAAUUUUGAUACGCUUGACAUGAAGAGAUGGCAGCACGAGCUGACUCUUACAGGAGGAGGGAAUUGGGAAUUCGAAUGGUACAAUAACAAUAGAUCCAAUAGUUUCGUUCAAGAUGGCAAUUUACAUAUUAAACCAACGUUAUUAGCGGAUGAAACUGGAGAAGCCUAUUUAACUUCGGGUACACUGGAUAUCAACGGUGGAGCCCCAAGUGAAGCAUGCACCAAUGCUCAGUCGUAUGGAUGUCUCCGUACUGGAAAUGCUGACAAUAUCAUUAAUCCUAUUAAGAGUGCCCGUCUGCGCACACUAUAUUCCUUUAACUUCAAAUACGGAGUAGUUGAAGUUCGUGCCAAACUUCCAGCUGGAGACUGGUUGUGGCCAGCUAUUUGGAUGUUGCCAGCGUACAACCAAUAUUCAGGUUGGCCGGCGUCUGGCGAAAUCGACAUCAUGGAGAGUCGUGGAAAUAAGCAACUGUUCAACACCCAAGGUGUAAACAUCGGAACGCAGCAAGUAGGCCAGACUUUGCAUUUCGGUCCAAAUUACAGUUACAACAGAUACUCAUACGCUCAUUUUGAAAGGAACAACGAAGCCGGAUAUGAUACUGCCUUCCAUACGUACCAGCUUAAGUGGACUGAUCAACAAAUAACAUUCCUCAUUGACGAUAAUGAAGUUGGGACGGUAAGUCCACCCGCAGGUGGUUUCUGGGAACUUGGAGAACUUGGCGCUACAGGAUUGGACAAUCCAUGGAAGUCGAGCUCUAACCAAAGAAUGGCUCCUUUCGAUCAAGAGUUUUACAUACUCCUGAAUUUGGCCGUCGGGGGUGUCUCGUACUUCCCCGAUGAUGCUAGUAAUCCUGGUGGAAAACCAUGGACCAAUAACUCACCUAAGGCAGCUACCGAUUUCUGGUCAGGUCGUGAACAGUGGCUUCCAACUUGGAAUGUAGGGACAGAUGACUCUCACUUACAAGUUGACUACGUAAAAGUGUGGGCCAUAUAAUUCCUUUGUAAUUUAAACAACAAUAAAUAAAAGCUAUCAUAAAAUCA